Molecule: messenger RNA, 894 nt
Organism: Rhea pennata
Lineage: Eukaryota; Metazoa; Chordata; Aves; Rheiformes; Rheidae
Gene: SRA1
Product: steroid receptor RNA activator 1
Exons: 5
Coding region: 30-695 (221 amino acids)
Biological process (GO): regulation of transcription by RNA polymerase II
Cellular component (GO): nucleus
Source: RefSeq, a predicted model, not a curated record
GGGCGGGGCCGGGAGCGUGACGUGGCAGGAUGGCGGAGCUGUACGUGAAACCGGGGAACAAGGAGCGAGGCUGGAACGACCCUCCCCAGUUCUCCUAUGGGCUGCAGACCCAGGCUGGGGGCCCCAAGCGAGCCCUGCUCACUCGCCGGGCGUUGGCCCCCGCCCACGGAGCCCGCUCAGGUGCUCCUCCUGACACCACCGCCCUGGCUGCUGCCACAGCCCUGCCUCCCAAAUCAUUGGGGCCACCCCCGCUUGGGCCUGUCAACCCUUCCUUGUGGACUGAGAGCGUGAGGCCAACUGUAGAGGAGCCCUUGGAGGACUGUGAUGUACCAGCAGAUGCUGUCCUCACUCCCCUGAGGGUGGCCCUAGAUGCCUGCCGGCCCACAGUGCAGAAACAAGUGUGUGAUGACAUUGGACGGCGGCUGAUGGUGCUUGGGGACACAUGGGCUCAGGGGAAGUUGUCAACUCCUGUGAGGAAGAGGAUGAGCCUCCUGGUGCAAGAGCUGCAGCAACACCACUGGGACACGGCUGAUGAGAUCCACCGCUCGCUUAUGGUGGACCAUGUGAACGAGGUGAGCCAGUGGCUGGUGGGUGUCAAACGCUUGAUCGCUGAGAUGAGGAACCUAUCUACCAUGAAGCUCACUGAACCCAGGAAUGAUGAGACUGAGACCGUGCCUGACCAGGAAGCUGCCUGAUGCUCGAGAGCAGGGCUGCAGACUAUGGGUAGGGCAGCCUGCAUUCAGGGCCACUGGCAGGAAAAGGAGCCCCUGGUGCCUGAGGAGGCCUGGGCGUCUCCUGCUGCUCCUAACUGACUCUCAGGAAAGGAGGAUUUUAUUCACCAUGACAUCUUAGUGGCGAUUCAUGACAUGAUGUUAAUAAAUAGCACCAAUCUGU